Molecule: messenger RNA, 960 nt
Organism: Thlaspi arvense
Lineage: Eukaryota; Viridiplantae; Streptophyta; Magnoliopsida; Brassicales; Brassicaceae
Source: the annotation of a GenBank genome assembly
AUGAUGUCCGGCGGGAGCUACACGACUAUCGACAGCCAGAAAGUCUCUGGAUCUGUACCUUCUGUUCCAGAUCCAAGCCAUACCACCGUCAAAUUCGCAGAAUCAAAUCUACAAACCUUUCCUCCAUCUGCUACUCAGGGGAAGAUCUCUGGUGGUAGUAAUCCCCCUCGAGAUGCUGACGAUACAUUCUCUGGGCAUGGCAAUGGUAGUACAGAUGAACCUCAGUCUGGUGGCUGGCUCCAUAAAUUCACUGUUGGUGCGUACAAGCCAUUCUUUGAUGUCGACACUUCGGAUGUCGUAGAGAGGCUCAAAGAAUCUCUCUUCCCAUUCCGUGGAACAUUUACAGAGAAGACAGCUGAUAAGCCUGACUUGUAUGGUCCAUUCUGGAUAUGCACAACCUUGAUAUUCGUGGCAGCCUCUAUCGGCACAUUCGUCACGUACAUAGCACACAAGUGGAAGCAACAAGAAUGGAACUACGACAUUAAUCUGGUGACAUGGUCUGCAGGAGUGUUCUAUGGCUAUGUCACGAUUGUUCCCUUGGCGUUAUAUGUCGUUCUCAAAUACUUCUCUGCACCAUCAGGCCUAGUCCAGCUCUUCUGUCUCUACGGCUACUCCCUGUUCAUCUUUAUCCCUGCACUGGUACCAAAGUUGCUCCUUCUGAGAAUUCUUAAUUCAUAUUCAAAACAUCUAAAAACGAUGAAGACUUUGACAUGUAUAUCUGUUUCCGACUCUGCAGUGCCUCUCGGUCGUGCCAGUGGAGAUCUUCAGAUGGGUUAUCGCGGGUGUAGCCGGGUUCAUGUCUGCGACGUUUGUGGCUUUGAACCUGAAAGCGCAUAUCAACUCGGCGGGAGAAAGAUCGAUCCUGAUCAUCGCCAGUAUCUUUCUUUUGCAGCUCGGGCUUGCGGUUGUGCUCAAGCUCUACCUCUUCACUGUCACCGUAUGAUUCAUAAAAGUUUUUAG